Molecule: messenger RNA, 1637 nt
Organism: Branchiostoma floridae (Florida lancelet)
Lineage: Eukaryota; Metazoa; Chordata; Leptocardii; Amphioxiformes; Branchiostomatidae
Product: radical S-adenosyl methionine domain-containing protein 2-like
Exons: 7
Coding region: 172-1236 (354 amino acids)
Biological process (GO): defense response to virus
Cellular component (GO): lipid droplet; endoplasmic reticulum membrane
Molecular function (GO): catalytic activity; 4 iron, 4 sulfur cluster binding
Source: RefSeq, a predicted model, not a curated record
UCAUGACGAAUCGGAGAGCCAGCGGGGACUAACGGUAGUUUCGGUCAAGGGUCGAAACCUUGUCCCGUAACACAAGCAAGGGCACAAACAAAGUCGUCUGACAACUUCACCUGCAGUGACGCAGUAAUCCUCACAGUAACGAGACUUCAACUGGAAUCCUGUGGUCCUAAUAUGACGACUGUAACGUGUACAAACGUCACCUUGCCACUGGCAGUGGUGUUCAUUUUGGGUGUCCUUGCCGUAUUCUUCAGGAGAGUCAAUAAGUUUACACAGGUCGCAUGGGAUGUCCUGAGGGGAGAAUACAGUGUCGCCGCCCCCUCCCUACCGUCAGGACCGAGGAAGACUCCCCCCGGUACAGUCGUUCCUACCAGCGUGAACUACCACUUCACUCGCCAGUGUAACUACAGAUGCGGGUUCUGCUUCCAUACGGCCAAGACGUCUUUCGUGUUGCCACUUGAUACCGCCAAGAAAGGACUGAGACUUCUUGUUGAAGCUGGUAUGGAGAAGGUGAACUUUUCUGGCGGGGAACCGUUCAUCAAGGACCGCGGCCGGUACGUCGGAGAGCUGGUCAGGUUCUGUAAGUGCGAGUUGGGCCUGCCCAGCGUCAGCAUCGUCAGUAACGGCAGUCUCAUCACUGAGGACUGGUUCGGCAAGUACGGUGAAUGGCUGGACAUCCUCGCCAUCUCCUGUGACAGUUUUGAUGAAGAGACGAACCGGCGCAUCGGCCGUCAUCAGACAGGGAAGGACCACCUGCGCUGUCUGCGGCAGGUGCGCACAUGGUGCCAACAGUACAAGGUGGCUUUCAAGAUAAACUCAGUGGUGAACAGACACAAUAUCGUCGAGGACAUGAGCAGUGAGAUCAUGGAACUGAACCCAAUCAGAUGGAAGGUGUUCCAGUGCCUGCUGAUCGGCGGUGAGAACGCUGGACCAGCGGCCCUGCGGAACGCGGAGGACAUGGUCAUCACGGAUCAGGAGUUUGACCAGUUCGUCAGGCGGCAUGAACAAGUCACGUGUCUCGUGCCAGAGUCCAACGAAAAGAUGAGAGACUCUUACCUCAUUCUCGAUGAAUACAUGCGGUUCCUCGACUGCCGUAACGGACGGAAGGAACCAUCUCGGUCCCUGCUUGAUGUGGGGGUGAAGGGUGCCAUCCAGUUCAGCGGCUUCGACGAGAAGAUGUUCUUCAAGCGCGGAGGGAAGUACACCUGGAGCAAGGCUGACUUACAACUGGACUGGUAGACAGGGAGAUUUUGUUCCCUGGGCACGCGCUUUACAACGUUAUCGUUCGCAAAUUAAAACCGUUAAAAGCCAUUGGGCCGUUUCAAAUACUCGAUGUUAUAUAACCAUCCAGUUGUGUAAAUAACAAUUAUUGAACGUAAAAUCUUUCAAAAAAUAUUUUUAAAACUUGUUUACAUUACAACGACAAGAACACAUGAUGUAGUCAAUAUCAAAUUUUUAACUUGACAUGUGUUACGUUUCGUUUAUACUGUAUAUGCGUUGACGAAAUCUAAAUGAAUGUCUCUUCUCAGUACAGUCACAGUAUGCCACUAGAUCAGUUCAGUUCAGUUCAGGUCAUCCUCUUUCGGGAGGUGACACCAGUGUCUCCACUCGUUUCUGUAUAGACAGAAUUAGACCGAACA